Pelodiscus sinensis (Chinese soft-shelled turtle) is the source of this 1074-nucleotide messenger RNA. NCBI's taxonomy places the organism in Eukaryota, Metazoa, Chordata, Testudines, Trionychidae. The record is from RefSeq and is a predicted model, not a curated record.
AUGACCUACGAGAUUUAUCAGAGCAUAAGCUUUGGCAUUUGUACUGCGUUCAACACCUUAGACGCAAGGCACACGGGAAGACAAGAGAACCUACAGAACGGACAGGAGACAACACUCUACCUCAGAGUUGGAGACGUUCACCGUGAUUCCAUGUCACGUUCCAAUGCAACCGGCUCCCCCAAUCCCUCCACCUUCAUCUUGUUGGGCAUCCCUGGCCUGGAGGGGGCCCAUGUCUGGAUCUCCAUCCCCUUUGCAGUGAUGUAUGCUAUCACCUUCUUGGGUAACCUCACCAUCAUGCUCAUUGUGAAGAUGGAGCCGAGUCUCCAUGGGCCCAUGUACUAUUUCCUCUGCAUGCUGGCUGCCACUGACCUGGUCCUGUCCACAUCCACCGUACCCAAAAUGCUGAGCAUCUUCUGGUUCAAUGACCGAGAGAUAAAUUUCAGUGCAUGUCUCACUCAGAUGUUCUUCAUUCACUGCUUCCUUGCAAUGGAGUCUGGGAUCUUUGUGGCCAUGGCGUUGGAUCGCUACGUGGCCAUCUGCAAUCCCCUGAGACAUUCCACCAUCCUGACCAACCCUAUUGUGGGCAAGAUCGGCCUGGCCAUGUUGCUACGUGGUGGCUUGAUCACAUUGCCCUGUCCCUUGCUGGCGAGGCAGUGGCCAUAUUGCAGAACCAACGUCAUCCUUCACACGUGCUGCGAGCACACAGCCGUGGUGAAUCUGGCCUGCGCCGACAUCCGCAUCAGUAGCUACUAUGGCCUCUUUGCGGCCGUCUUGCAGAUUGGUCUUGACAUAUUUUCUAUAGUUGUGUCGUAUACCCUGAUACUCAGGGCCAUCUUCAGCCUCCCCACCAAGGACGCCAGACUUAAGACUUUUGGGACCUGUGGUUCCCACCUCUGUGCCAUCUUAGCCUUCUACAUCCCAGGUCUCUUCUCUGUCCUUACAUACCGGUUUGGCCAGAGUGUGGCUCUGCAUUUCUAUGUUCUCUUUGCUAAUGUGUGCGUGCUGUUCCCCCCAGUGCUGAACCCCAUCAUCUAUGGGGUUAGGACCAAACAGAUCCGGGACAGGCUGCUCCGG